Penicillium verhagenii is the source of this 1344-nucleotide messenger RNA. RefSeq lists its product as uncharacterized. The coding region runs from base 1 to 1344 and encodes 447 amino acids. Lineage: Eukaryota; Fungi; Ascomycota; Eurotiomycetes; Eurotiales; Aspergillaceae. The transcript is spliced from 3 exons. The record is from RefSeq and is a predicted model, not a curated record.
AUGACUGACCUCAAAAACCGACUGACGGACUUCAUCACCCCACUCAGCUGCCCAGCCGAUGAGGUUGAUCCAAUUUCGUCUAAGAAAAGGGAUCUUCAGGCUAGAGACUAUUCACUUGCUGGAGGCAUGACAUUGAUGAACGAAUUGGCUGCAUUCCAAAAUGCCCGAACAUAUACCGCGGACCUUGGAAUCCAGGCCUUUGAUUCUAUAUACGGGCUUGAAUACGGACUUUCUUACGAAGAACUGACAAAUUUCACGACUUAUGCAAUGAUGGGCACGGAUUUGACAGUCGGCGAGGCUAUGGUCUCUGCUCUGUGCGAAGGAAAGUCGGCUUACAACAACUUGGUGAGCAUGGAAGGUUCUUAUGGGGAUCUCUGUAUCAACCCAUCUCUGGCUUCGAAAAAGCGCAGUUUCCAUUACCCAGUCGUGGAUAACGAUGACAGACCUGCAUCCCAUCUAAGCCAUGGGACCCAUCACAAGCAUCGCUACGGCCAAGUUGUCAACAAUGGUGAGAGAAAUGAAAAGCGGGUUUUCGAUGCAGAUACCACAUCGACUACAGGAUCGACGUCUACACAUGGUCGCCCUUUUACUGGAGCUCUGCUCGAUGCCAUUGUGAAUGGCAACGACGUCACUUAUCUCUAUUCUCGCCGAAUUGAUUACCGAUGGUCAUAUACACAUAAUGGGAUUCGUUACUAUGUGAACCAAAAUAUUCUUGAGGGUGAGUCAGGAGUGUACAUCCACACGGCGCUUUACCUAAAUGCGCCGAUCCGUUAUGAAACGCAAAUAUAUAUGAUGGAGACCCGCGAAAUAAUUACUGAUAUUCGGUCUGAUUAUGCAGUUGCCUUUGAUAUCACUGACAGCCCUACCCUCCAAGAACAUACGGACGAUAUUUUUGCUGUUUUCCACUUCCAUGUGGAGGAACUUGCCGGAAACUUUGUUGGUGUCCGCUCCUUUGGAGUAUACCACAGCCAGACGGUAAUCCCAAUAACAAGCACGGGAGAUUAUCGGGUCUAUCCUGGCUUCAAUCCUAAUGACAGCGGCACUAUCACAAUAGCCGCUAGAAAUCGACGUGCACACGUACUGAACUGCGAGGAUGACAAUGACGAUGAGUGGAUCUCGCGUGAGUUCCUGCCUGGUUAUACGCUGACAGGCACCAUGCCGGAAGGAAACUACAAUAUCUAUGAAUUUGGUCAGUGGUUGUACGCGAACAACAUUGUGGUUCCAGCAGCAUUCCCAAACUAUGACACAAGUACGGGGUUCUCGUAUACGCGAGGACAUGAGACUGCGAAUUUCCGAAACGAUGGGGUUGAUGUUCCAGAUCUGAGCGGGUAUCCUCAUGCCUAG